AAAUCUCUGUGCGCACACUGUACCGACUACAACUUACUGAGUACAGUCGUGUCGAAAUACGGGACGGUGGUAAAUGGUUUUGGGGAAGAAUUGACGUGAUGCUGAACUCCUUGAUCGACCACGUCGUCGACGCGGUAUGUGUUUCCGGCUUGCCGCCACUCGUGGUAUCAGACGCGCACUUUGGUUGCGGUACCGCUGGUAUCUAGGCGUCGUCGGCGUCGUCUCCACACAGUCCAUACGUCAGUAGUUAGUACAUUCAGUACAAACAGCUGCAAGUCAUCGACGACGCCGUUCCGAGUGUGUGUGAGUGUGUUUUUUGUUCCCACUCUCUAGUAUAUUUUGUGCUGUUUAAUAUCCGCGUUCGCUCCGAGUGAUUGCCGUUUCAUUGAUGAAUAUCGCUCUCGUGCCUACAAAUUACAAUCGUCGUUCACUCGUUCGUCACUGAUAGCCGUCGUUCAGCGAUUCGUUCAUUCGCGUAUUUCGAUACGCCUAGUCAAUAGUCAUUAACAGGCUCCAACGAAAUAACAGUAAAGUUUGACCUGGUGCACGUCGUCGUUGUCGUCGUCAUUUUUGCUAUAUUGUGUCAUUUUUAAUAUAGUAUAAAACAAAAAUGGAUACGACGGAUCUUUGUUUCAUUUGUGAUACAGAAUUAAAUUAUAAUAAUCGUGUACAGUUAACUACCACUCAUGCAAAACUGAGUAAUAAAUCAUUACCAGAAAUUUUUGCCGGUGUUUUAGGAGAAGAAUAUUUUGUGGUUAUUCUUAACGAAAAUGAUUACGCGUGUAAAAAUUGUGCAUCACUGUUGAACCGAGUUGAACAAUUGGAAAGAGAUUUGAAACUUGUUAAAAACGCAGUGUUAACAAUCGUAAAAAAGAAGCAUGGAUUAUUAAUUCCUGAUAAAGAUGAUCAGGUUGUGAAAGUAGACAAGAAAGAUUUGAGUGAUGAAAGUCCUCCUCCAAAAGUAUCAAAUCCUUUGAAACUAAAUGAACCUCCUAACAUCCUUAUUAAUGAUAUUAACCGAGGAAUUGAAUUUUUACAUAUACGACAUAAACCACAACAAGUACUUACACCACAACAAGUACAGAUUCCGCAACAAGUACAGAUUCCACAACAAGUACCAAUGCCAACUCAUUCAAAUGCAAUACAACCUGGAGAAUCCAUUAUUAGUGAAAAUGCUACUAGAAUAUUAACUCCGGUACGGCAAAAGAAAAUGCAGCUUUAUAGAUGUCAGGAAUGUAACAAUCGUUACUACAACGGAGACCAAUAUGUUCAACACAUUCAAAGAGAUCAUAAAAAGUCAACUUUAAAUAAUUUGGAAAAACAAGAAGAAUAGAAUAUUGUACUAGAAUGGUCCAAGUACUUCGAACUUCUUAAAAUUUAUUCCUAAGUUUAAAUUUCAAAUAAAUGGUGUUGAUGAAAACACCGAACAUUUUUAAAUCCUCCUAAUGCAAAGGAAUUUACUAAUUAAUUUUAAAAUUUAUUUAAUUCUUUGAUAUUAUUAAUCAAUUAGUUUGUAAUUGUAGCAGUCACUUGAUAAUUCAAAAUUCAAGGGACCAAAUUAAAAAUUCGAUUUUUAGAGAGAUAAAUUUUUUGUUAUAAAAAGUAAUUUUGUUUCUCAUUAAUUAAUAAGUUAUUUUUGAAGACAUAAAAACUAAUAUUUAAUUUAUAAUCACGAAUAGGUAAAUUCAUAGGCUUCUAAACAUGCUUUAAUCUAGCUUUAAGUAUCUUAUUAUUUUAG
This is a messenger RNA of Aphis gossypii (cotton aphid), 1738 nucleotides long. RefSeq lists its product as uncharacterized. NCBI's taxonomy places the organism in Eukaryota, Metazoa, Arthropoda, Insecta, Hemiptera, Aphididae. The coding region runs from base 611 to 1333 and encodes 240 amino acids. The transcript has 5 exons. The record is from RefSeq and is a predicted model, not a curated record.